Otolemur garnettii (small-eared galago) is the source of this 2724-nucleotide messenger RNA. RefSeq names its product transmembrane protein with metallophosphoesterase domain (gene TMPPE). Bases 122 to 1474 code for a protein of 450 amino acids. Gene Ontology annotation, molecular function: hydrolase activity. The record is from RefSeq and is a predicted model, not a curated record. NCBI's taxonomy places the organism in Eukaryota, Metazoa, Chordata, Mammalia, Primates, Galagidae. The transcript has 2 exons.
GGACGGCCUGUUCGCGGAGUUGACCUGGAAACCUCUCCUUGGCCACUGUCCUUUCUAAGGAAUUCAUUUCCAGAGCCCACCUGCACAGAACUGGUGGGGGACCCUGCUAGGAGCAGAGAAAAUGGCCAUCUUCAGGCAGCUGUCCCUAGGUGUGAAGGCCGCCCUGGCUGCCAUCACUGUCUUCGUGUCCAUGAUCGUCUCCCGCUCCUAUCUGGCAGAGAGCCUUGAGCUCAGGGCCUGGCGUUGGCUGUUUCGCCUGCAGCUCGCCCUGUUUGCCAAUUCACUCAUGCUCAUUGGCUCUGUGUACAUCUGGCGCAGCACGGUGGGCAACCUCUGCCACUCCCCAGCUGCGAAGUCGACCUGUUUUCAGCUCUGGAAGGUGGCUGUUCUGGGAUUUCUGGCCCUGGCCCAUUCCAGUUUCUUCACCAUGCUCUUCUUAGUGGCUGAAGAGCCCUAUCUCUUUUCCUUGGCAGCCUACUCCUGCCUGGGCGCUUAUGUCAUCAUGGUCUUCUUCCUCUGCAUCCUCAGCGGCAUGGAGCAAGCCUGUCAGCUCUUGGCCUGGCGCAGUGGUAGGGUCGUGAGCAGUCUUGACAAGACAAGGACGCUGGUGCUCAGGCCCGCCCUGGCUGUUGUAGUGACCACCGUGCUCAGUGUGGCAGGGCUUCUGAAUGCUGCCCAGCCCCCAGCUGUGAGAACCGUGGAGGUGCCCAUCAAUCAGCUGCCCCCGUCUAUGAACAACCUCAAGAUAGUGCUCCUCUCAGACAUCCACUUGGGCCCCACAGUGGGCAGGACAAAGAUGGAGAUGUUUGUGAGGAUGGUGAAUGUGCUGGCGCCAGAUGUCACAGUGAUCGUGGGUGACCUCUCUGAUUCAGAAGCAUCGGUCCUGCGGACAGCUGUUGCUCCUUUGGGCCAGCUCCAUUCACGCCUCGGCACCUACUUCGUCACAGGCAAUCACGAGUACUACACCUCGGAUGUCAGCAACUGGUUUGCAUUGUUGGAAUCCCUGCAUGUCCAGCCUCUUCACAACGAGAAUGUGAAGAUUUCUGCCACAGGUGCCCAAAGUGGUGGUUCUGGUGGUGGUGAAGACAACAACUGGAUCUGCUUGGCUGGGGUGGACGAUAUUGAAGCAGACAUCCUGCACUACUCUGGCCAUGGCAUGGAUCUUGUCAAAGCCCUGAAGGGCUGCAGCCCAGACCACACCAUCAUCCUGCUAGCUCACCAGCCUCUGGCUGCCAAGAGAGCCCUCCAGGCUCGGCCAGACAUUAACCUGAUCCUUUCUGGGCACACGCAUGCUGGGCAAAUCUUCCCCUUGAAUGUGGCAGCCUAUCUCCUGAAUCCCUUCUUUGCUGGUCUCUACCAAGUGGCCCAGGAAACAUUUGUGUAUGUCAGCCCAGGCACAGCCUAUUAUGGGAUACCCAUGAGGUUGGGUAGCAGGGCAGAGAUUACGCAGCUCAUCCUGCAGCGGGCUCCCUGACCAGUGCCUCCAUGUGCCCCUCUGUCCUUUCCUUGCUCUCCAUUGUGUCCUGCUUCAGAGUGGCUUGCCUGCUUUACCCCUCCAGCCUCCUGCCCAGCUCUGCCAGUGUACUCUUGGACAUGAGUGUGACUUGAAUGGUAAUUUGUGGUGGGGCUGCCUGGCAAGUUCAGACUGGUUUAACUAUAAAUGGCUAAUUGCUUUUUUCUGUGCACUUGUGAGGUCACUAAGAUCACGUAUAUGAGAGCUCACAUCUGUUUUCCAGGUGAUGCACCCUCCUUCUGCAGAGCUCAGGGAUGAACUGCAACAUGGGAUUGCUAGAAAGGGACACCUGUAGAAAGCAGAGCCAGGAAAGAGCGGGAGCAUUUUCCUCUUAGUGUUGUUAAACACUAUUUAGAACAUAGAUGGGCCAGAAUCAUUGAUCCUGAUCCUUUAUUGGUAAGGGACAGUGUUGCUAGGUAAUUUGGGAAAACAGAUAAGAGAGAAGUCCCCUUUGAUUGUAUCGAGUCACCUUUAUUGAGGGUAUGGGUAAAACCCAGUAGAAUGCAAGUCUUCUCCUAUUCCAGGCCUUGAGGGAUGCUGUUUAACUGUGCUUUCGGGCCUUUGGGGGUGGGGGUGGGAUGAGGAGAAGAAAUCGCCCCACUGCUGCUGCUGCUGUUUCGGAGUGCCCAGGGUUUUGCCUCCCUCGUCUCAUUUUAUACAACCAUUGGGUGAGGUGAUUAGGUUUGGGAUGCUUUUCCCUGUUGAGAGAUGUGGAAACGAAGACAAAAUGACUGGAUAUGUAGGAGAUUUGAGGCUAGAUGCCAGGUCUUCCACCUCCCAAUAAAAAUGUUCUUUCAGCUGUCUGAUAAUUAAAUAGCUGUUAUCUGUUAUAGGCAAGUGCAGGAUUCAAACAAAGUUAACCAUACAAAGAGAAUGAAGAGGACUAGGACCUAAUGUUCUUUCUGUCAAAGUUACUUGCUUGAGGCCGAUUUCAGUUUAACCCGUAACUGCACGGACAGUGACCUGGAAAGGAGUUGGCUAGUUUCAUUGCAGGAGGUCUGUUGAAUUUGAAGAAGAGGCAGGAAACUGGAACUCUCUUGGGCACAAGCCUGUUUGGGCUUGAUUUUUUUGUUAGGUGUUAGGUCUACUUUCUACCAGUUGAGUUAAGGCUUACGCGGGUAGUGGCAGGGCUCCGGCCUCAGGAAGGGUCUCUUGGGCUCCCCUGGCCUCUCAGGCUCCCUUUCCUGGGUCCUGACUGUGGAAUGUGGGGA